CUCCCAAGAUGAGGUCGCCAACAGUUGCUAUCCUGUUGUGUUUGCUCGUGACCUCACAGGUUGAGGCGUGGCAGUGGACCUACGUUUUGCAGCUUGUGAACUCCGCUUGCUCUGUCGUUGACAGCCCAUGGUGUCACCUUGCCUUGUUCAUCACUGACAAGUAUCUCACGUAUGACGUUGGUGUAGCAGUCAUGAAGAUUGUGGAAAAACUACAAGAAGGGGGAACGUUGGACUUCAAGGAUAUCCCUGAUGCACUGUUCAAGGCCGUGUGGGCAAUAGAAAAAGGACGCCGCAAUGUCGAGGUGGUUCACAAAUUAAAAACAUGAAUGGGACAAACAGCAUACAAAGAGCAAGAAAGAAGUGAGGAAAUUUAAUACAUGGUGAAUAAGUAGAUGAAUUUUGCGGCCUCUGGCAGGAAUUGAUCCAGUUAUCCAGAACCUGCCAAAUUCAUCUACUAUAUUCCCAAUAUUCAUGUCUAACUCACCUCACUUUCGUUCAAAAAGAAUAUAUUUUUUACAAAGGUUCAUGUAAGAAAAAUGAAUGUUACUGUUUUUUUUAUAAAAGGUGUAUGUAAGAAAAUAAA
This is a messenger RNA of Schistocerca cancellata (South American locust), 583 nucleotides long. RefSeq lists its product as uncharacterized. Bases 9 to 326 code for a protein of 105 amino acids. NCBI's taxonomy places the organism in Eukaryota, Metazoa, Arthropoda, Insecta, Orthoptera, Acrididae. The transcript has 2 exons. The record is from RefSeq and is a predicted model, not a curated record.